CUGCAUAAUGUCGAUGUCAAACUCUUAGGCGACAUGCAAAUGAUUUACGCUAAGCUGGACAAGCGUGAGGCGGGAUUCGAGCGUUUCAAACUCGAGACGCGUGAAAAUCACAUUAUCCUAUGUUUCAAUGAUACUGGCGAAGAUUUUGGCCAGGUGCGCUCCAACGUUGGCAUGACGCUUUCAUCGCUAGUAGACAAGUCCUCCAAUGUCGACUUUGAACCCAUCGUGUCUAUAUCUUAUUUAAUGGACAUAAUAGGACGCGCCAACAGGCCAGCUGAAGCCAUUGUCAAAGUUGAUAUCAAUGUUUACGGGCCACAAUCAAUUGGAGUACCUGUUGGCAAUGAACUGUCAUCUGGAAAGCUGUGGCUGCAGAAGCCUACUCACGAGAGAGAUGGAAUAGUAUACGACAAUCCGCAUUUCUUAAAGCUCAAGACAAAUGGUACUCAGCUCCCACGGAAGCAGCCAAUGAAACAGGUCAUCAGCGAGGGGGCUUCCAACAGGAGAAAACGAGAAGAAAGAUUGCGAAAGAUGGUCGAAGACGUAUACAAAUCUAUUGAUCGUACCAGGCACCUUGAGGCAGUAGAUGGUGGAGACAGAGUCGUGCGAAAACUGUUGAAACAUCAGGAAGAGGCACUAGGUUUCAUGUUAGAAAGAGAAUCUGGUCAUAUCAAUGACAGGUAUAGGCUCUGGGAGACUAUUGAACUAGAAGGGGGGAAUAAAGAAUAUCGCCAUCGAAUUACUAGAGCAAAGAUCAGGACCGGUAUAAGACCAAACGAAAGAGGAGGCGGGAUUCUAGCUGAUGAGAUGGGUAUGGGCAAGUCCUUGUCCAUACUUGCGCUAAUAAUGAAGACUCUUGAUGACGGAAAAGAGUGGGCUCGACAGCAAGAAAACAGUCCCAAAGUCGAGGAGGCGAUUAGACGCUCGCGCUCAACACUUGUAAUUGUCCCGUCUGCCCUACUCAUAUAUAAUUGGAUAAAUGAGAUAAAAGAGCACUUGAAAGAUGGGGUCAAAGUAAUCAAGUACCACAGCUCCGAUAGACCGAAAAGUCUUGAUGAAAUCGCAGAUUCUGAUAUUGUAGUAACUACAUACAGCACUCUAACUGCUGAGUUUCAAAUCAAAUCAAGCCCGUCACUCCUUCAUUGUAUCGACUGGUACAGAAUCGUCCUCGAUGAAGCACAUAUUAUUCGCCGCCGAGCUACAGCCUUCUACCGUGCCUGUGACGAUAUUCACGCCAAUUCAAGAUGGUGUCUCACCGGAACACCCAUUCAAAACAAGCUCGCCGACAUUGGCACUCUUUUCGCCUUCAUUCGUGCUGAACCUUUUACCAAGGCAGCUACGUUUCGGAAGUACAUAGAAGUUCCUUUUGAUCAGAGCAGCGAAGAAAAUCCGACAUUAGCCAAAGACCGUCUCCUUAUACUCAUCGAGUCGCUCUGUCUACGUCGCACAAGGGAUAUCAUCCAACUGCCUCAAUUACGACAAAGGGUACGCAAACUGAGUUUCUCUGAAGCCGAGAGCAAACAAUACAAUAAUACAAAGGAGAUUCUACUGCGAAUGAUCCGCCAUCGUGUUGGUGAGGCCGAGCAGAGCUCCAAAUUCGGGAUCUUCCAGGUCAACUUGCAGAUGCGUCUUCUGUGCAACCACGGAACGUUUCAGCAGCCUUUCUCUUGGCAUCGGCGCAGUUACCGAGACGAACGCGAGGCAAUUGCCUCAGCUCUUGGUCAGAGUAGCGAGAUUACGUGUGCCGGCUGCCAAAUGCCAAUGCCAAUUAUCGGGUCCAGCGGGUUGGGCGAUGGCUUUUAUAAACAAUGCGCCCAUGUCCUAUGCUCUGAGUGCAUCGAGCAGUCGAAUACCUCGAGUGAUGGCGAACAAACUCAGCAUUGCCCCGUGUGCAUACGAUGGUUAAGACCUAUGGUGGAUAGUGACCAGAUGACAGACGAUGAUGAUAUGGCAAACUGCCCGUCCAACAAUAAGCUCGGAGAUGAUGAUGCUUACUAUUUUAACGACGAGGGGCAUUCUACGAAGAUGAACGCAUUAAUUGAAGAUGUCCAGCGUGACAUGUGGACAACGAAGAGUAUAAUAUUUUCAUGCUGGACUAGGACGCUGCAACUUCUUUCGAGAUAUCUCGACGCUGCCAAGAUUCCAUAUGUCCACAUUGAUGGCAGCUGCCCUCUUAAACAGCGACAGAUCAAACUCGAUACAUUUGCCAAAGACGAUGAGACACCAGUGCUCAUCAUGACAACCGGAACUGGCGGGUUUGGGCUAAACAUAACAUGUGCUAAUCGCAUCUUCAUUGUUGAGUUGCAGUGGAACCCCGCUGUAGAGAGCCAGGCCAUCGCGCGCGCAAUACGACUUGGACAGAAAAACAAGGUAUACGUGACGCGCUAUAUAAUCAAGGACACAGUUGAAGAAGAAAUGCAGUCCCAGCAGCUGUCUAAAAAGCAGCUCGCUAACUUAGGAUUUGAUGAGGAUUUGGAUGCAGGAGAUGGAGGAGGUUGGUUUGAGUAG
Trichoderma virens Gv29-8 is the source of this 2505-nucleotide messenger RNA. RefSeq lists its product as uncharacterized. The transcript is spliced from 9 exons. The record is from RefSeq and is a predicted model, not a curated record. Gene Ontology annotation, molecular function: ATP binding; ATP-dependent chromatin remodeler activity. NCBI's taxonomy places the organism in Eukaryota, Fungi, Ascomycota, Sordariomycetes, Hypocreales, Hypocreaceae. The annotation marks the transcript as partial.